AACUUGCAAAACUGCAAAUUAUCAUGGAGGGCUUUUCGCUCAACAUUGCGACGCCAUCAGCGCCGCGCGUGGUCAAGAGGAAGAAGGUCAGCAAGUUUCGCCAGAACAAGAAGAAGGCGACUGCACAGCGCAAAGCUCCACAUGCUUCUGGAACGGCAGGACCUGCAUCUCCGGUUUCAGGCAUUGUCCGUCCAAAGCCCUCGCCUUCUACUAAGCUUGACGUCGUGGCCCCUCGUCAGAACGACGAGCCUUCCAAGAACGACGAGUCUGCACCUGAACCCGAGCAGGAUGAGUCAGCCGACGAGUCUGAAGACGACGACAUACCGGCGUCGGCUGCUCCGGUGGCGACCAAGGUGUAUUCGUUCGACCACUUGACAAAGAACGUAGCAGCCGCCGACACAUAUGCGAUCAAGGCAUCUGGUGGCAGUCUCACGACGGACAAAGGCACUCGCCGCAACCCGAACAAGGACGCGUACUCUGCCGACUCGUACAACCGUUCGGCGCUCGACAUGUCGACUAUGGUCGUGCACAACGCGCCGCUCGCGUCAAAGGAAUCCACUGACAUCUUCGCCAAGACGACGUCGUUUGGUGCCAUGAAGCUGCAUCCCCACAUGGUUGCCAUCUUGGCCAAAGCAUCCGACGCUGGCGGGUUCGGCUUCAACCAACCCACGCGGGUGCAGGUGGCCAGCGUCCCGGCCAUCUUGGCGGGCGGUGACGUCAUGCUCAAGAGCGAGACUGGGUCAGGCAAGACGCUGUCGUACUGCCUACCCAUUGUCCACUCGCUCAUGUCCCGAAAGGUCAGAGUGAACCGAAGCGAAGGGUGCUUGGCCAUGAUCUUGGCGCCGACACGCGAGCUUUGUGUGCAAAUCCACGAAACCCUCGAACGAUUGCUCAAAGUGGCCGUGUACAUUGUGGCGGGGAGUGUCGUGGGCGGCGAAAAGAAAAAGGCCGAAAAGGCCCGUCUGCGCAAAGGCGUGUCGAUCUUGGUGGCGACUCCAGGCCGUUUGGUGGACCAUCUCACCAACACCCAUGCGUUUACGUACAACCGUCUGCAGUUCCUUGUGCUCGACGAAGCCGACCGGCUGCUGGACCUGGGCUUUGAGAAGAGCAUUGCGCAGAUCCUCGAGUAUGUGGUCGCCAAGAUCGACGACGACGUGACUCGGCAGAGCAUCCUCGUGUCGGCGACCAUCAACGCCGGCGUCCAGCGGCUCGCGGCGCUUAGUCUGACCUCCCCCAAGUUUAUCGACGCCGACGCCUCCAAGGGCCCCGAGACAACGUAUGCGACGCCGGACCAACUGGUGCAGCACUUUAUGGUUGUGCCCGCCAAGCAGCGCCUGUGCGCGCUGAGUGCGUUCGUGCGCGGCGAGUGCCGGCGCAACAAGCUCCGGUCCAAGAUCGUCGUAUUCCUGUCUACCUGCGACGCCGUGGACUUUGUUUCGAAUUUGUUUCAAAAGUGCCAGUGGCCCCAGGCGCCAUCCAUGUUUGGGCCGGCGGUUUUUCGCUUGCAUGGAAAUGUCAACCAGCAGGACCGUACAGCCACGUUCCAGGCGUUCUGCAAAGCUCAGUCCGGCGUGCUCUUUUGUACGGACGUGGCAGCCCGUGGCCUCAACUUGCCCACGGUCCAGUGGAUUGUGCAGUAUGAUCCGCCCACGGAGACCAGGGAUUAUGUCCACCGCGUCGGCCGCACGGCGCGAAGUGGAGCGGUGGGCAAUUCACUGCUGUUUUUGCUGCCGUCGGAAUCCGCCUACUGCGACCACUUGAAGACCCACGGGCUUAACUUGACGGCCCUGAGCUUGGAAGCGACUCUAGCUCGCAGUGCGUACAAGGGCGAGUUUAAACCGUCCAGCAAGAAGGAGGUGCACGAGGUUGUGGUGCACGAGUUGCAGUAUCUGUUCGAGCAAACCGUACUGGCUAAUACGGAGCUGUUCGACAUGGCAUGCCAGGCGUUUCAGUCGUUUGUGCGCAGUUACGCUACCCAUUCGACCGACACGAGGCAGUACUUUCACGUCCGCAGCCUCCAUUUUGGCCACGUGGCCAAGAGCUUUGCCCUGCGCGAGCCGCCAGCGUCCAACAAAGUGACCAAGGGCAGCCAGCAGGCCAAGACGGGCACGCUCAAGAAACGCAAGGCGCUUCAGGAUAUUGAUGACUCGAUCGAAAAGUCCAAGCAGAAAAAGGCCGGCCAGGCCAAACGCAAGUACAACAACCACGUGUCCGAGUUUGCAGAGUAAUAUACAAUGCCAGUUAGUUACCGUACG
Molecule: messenger RNA, 2255 nt
Organism: Aphanomyces astaci
Lineage: Eukaryota; Oomycota; Saprolegniomycetes; Saprolegniales; Verrucalvaceae
Exons: 8
Coding region: 24-2228 (734 amino acids)
Biological process (GO): ribosome biogenesis
Cellular component (GO): nucleus
Molecular function (GO): ATP binding; nucleic acid binding
Source: RefSeq, a predicted model, not a curated record